Molecule: messenger RNA, 303 nt
Organism: Fraxinus pennsylvanica
Lineage: Eukaryota; Viridiplantae; Streptophyta; Magnoliopsida; Lamiales; Oleaceae
Source: the annotation of a GenBank genome assembly
AUGCGAAGAAACCUCCACAACAUGAAGAAAAGCUCACGCGUGGCGGAUGAGAACAUUUUGACCAACGAGAACGGAGCAGAAUUGCCUAUUGUUGUAGAUAGGAGAAUGAGAUCGCGAGGAUGGAAUAAUUGGCUUUCGGUAUUAUACGGUAUUGCACGGGUUCCGACCUCGCUGCUUUCGUGCCUGUCGCACCCGCGUAUGAACGCAAUCGAUGGUGUGUGGGUGUCGAGUGAAUUGGCGCAAACGCCCGAGGUGAAUCAUCUCUUGGUUAGAGACAGCAUGAGAUAUGCCAUCUUUAUGUAA